AAAUGCCCUGUGUCGGCUGGUUACACACGAAACAUUUCCCGGAGCACCGGCCUCUGUGAGAUUUUCCGGUGGCCGUCGACGGUCUCGACUGACAAAGGCGUAGACUACCUCGGCAUAUCGUUCCCCGAGACGAUUUUCUCGUUUGACACGAUCCGUAAGUUCACGCAGUCUCAGGCCGUGUUCUUGGAGGCCACGCUCGUGAUGCUUCUCUCCUGGUUCGUCUUCUGCUUCUUCCUCAGGUUCACCAAGCUCCGCGACGGCCAAAACGUCUGGUUCAAUCUCCGAUGGUGGGUUAGCCGUCUCGAUGUCUGCUUCGCCACCAGGCACUGGCUCGACGAUCAGCAGGUGGUGAAGAAACGAAAAACGGAACUGGGUGGGACUUUAUCUGUCGCGAGUUGGAUUCUCUUCAUUGGCUUAUUCGCUGCGCUUCUUUACCAAAUCAUUACCAAGAGAACCAUCGAGGUUCAUAAUGUGAGAGCUUCCAAUUCCCCAGAUUUAGUCUCCUUCGAAAACGAUUUGGAGUUCAACAUUACUACCAUUUCUGCUAUGAGCUGCUUGAACUUGCGUGGAAUUGGGAAUGUUGUCACGGGGAAUCCUGGCUUCAGUGAUUUCAAAGCCACUUCCCUUUCCAGUUUUGGAAGUUAUGCCUGUCAGAAUACCACUCUUGGGCCAAUGGUUAACUUCAAAUGUACCAAAUGCCGUCUCACUAGCGACUACAUGUACAUUUCCUGGCAUUUCGUCGAUCUUCCUGAUGCCUCCGCUUCCGCUGUUGGAUUUCAGUUUAACUUCACUGCAAAGAAUGAAGCUAACAAGAAGCACAUAAGCUUUGUUAGUGGCAUUCUGAAAAAUGGGAGCCUCUUUGAUGAUAGACCGGUUACCUUCCGUGGAACAGAGACAAACAUAUUGAAGUUUAACCUGUUCCCUCGUAUUUACCAUACUUUGCAUGAUCUAAAGCUUAUACAACCUCUGUUCCACGAGUUCGCUCCCGGUACAAAUUACCGAGACACCUCACAGCUUCAGACAUCCCUUGGGAGGUCAAGUGAUGGUAUAGUCAACACCACUUUGUUCAUCAAUUAUCUCUCGGCCUACGUUGUUGAGGUAGAUCAUGAAAAUAUACUGGGUCCUGUCAGCUUCCUUGCGGAUCUUGGUGGUCUAUAUUGCAUUAGCAUUGGCAUAUUUUUCUACCUGCUUGUUCAGUGUGAGUACAGGAUCAAGAGGCUGAGGAGUGAAGAUGCCACUUUAAGAAGGAUAAGGAGUCGUAGGAAAGCUCUAGAACACUGGCAUAAACUGAGAAGAUAUGUUGCGUACACGUGGGGUUGCAGCCUGUUGGAUGAUGUCGUCAAAGCCAAAAAGGGAUCUAGUUUUAGUUGUUUAUUGAGCCGUCCAGCCUCUCGUGAAACGUCGAAUUUGGAAAGUGGGUCAUCAAGAAAAGUGGGGCAGCAUUCUACCAAUUUCAGCAAGAAGCAUAGUGUAGAAGAUAUUACGAAGAAUGUCGCUUCAGAACCUGCAGGGCAAGAAGUGAGAUCUUUUCAAACUGAUACUUCUUUGGAUCAUGGAGAUGAUCACUUGAAUAACAAGAAUCUAGAAGCAAAAGCUGAUGGCAAUGCUUGUCAGCUUCAUGCACUUUCUCAUACUCGUGAUAUAAUUCCUCCACCUCCUCCAAUGGAAUUCAACGAGGAGUGUGGUUCAGAAGUGGAUGCAGCCGACAUCAAGAAGAAACUCCGACUUCUCCAUGACUACAACCUACUGCUUGGGGAAAAGCUGAUGAACACUCAGUCUCAGCUCGAGGCUCUUGCUUCCCGAUUUCCAUCUUCUGACAUCGGCUGAAAAUCGUUCUAGAAAAUGUUCUGAGUUCUCUUCCUCGAUGUCCUAGAUUGACUUCUGUUCUUGGUAUACUCUCUUGUAAUUUAGACCCGAAAUUUCGUUUUAGAACAAAUGGAAAUGGUAACACAGUAAC
This is a messenger RNA of Tarenaya hassleriana, 1957 nucleotides long. RefSeq lists its product as uncharacterized. The annotation marks the transcript as partial. The record is from RefSeq and is a predicted model, not a curated record. The transcript is spliced from 9 exons. Lineage: Eukaryota; Viridiplantae; Streptophyta; Magnoliopsida; Brassicales; Cleomaceae.